AUGCGGUUGCAGCACGUGUGCCUCUCGCAGCCGCUGCCGUCCAAUUUUCGCUCUCAUGUCUCAAUCUGGCAUCCUGGGUACAUUCGUGGCGAGGACACCAUGUUCUCUCUUCCAUGUCUGGAUGAAGUUGGUCCCGAGGACGUGGCAGAUGACGAAGUCGUCGAUGGAAAUAGAAAAGUCCGCUUAGCACAAGCUGGUUAUGGCGUUCACUUUGGGACCAUGUUAUUGGUCUGUCAAGUUAUCACAGGAAAUUCGUUUGACACGGCUUACUUGAGCUACGACCGCAAAGGCAACAACAAGGUGCAAAUGAAUGCUCGAGGGAUUCUGACGCAUGACCAAUACUUCCUCCACGUCCCUCAAAGCGACAGAGAUACAACAUCAUACGCGGUCACACCCAACUUUGAAAAUUGGCGAUUUCCUGAAGCUCUUCCUAGUUCAUGGCAUUCUAUUGCGAUUACUCCACGCGAUAGUAAACCGAGCUGCAUAAUCUCGGGUCGUAUGGCGACAGAGAAGGCUCACGUCAUACCUCAAUCCCAGGACAAGUGGUACACAAACAAUGCCAUGAGCGACUAUUCACAAGGUGCCGAGUCGGUUCACAAUAGUGUCGACAACAUGAUUCGGCUCCGCGCCGAUCUUUCCAGGAUCUUGCAUGAUUGCGCCUUUGCUUUGGUUCCGAAAUCAGACACUAACGGGCGAGAACAUACUGUCGUACACUUCUUCUCCACCACUAAUGGCGCUGGCGACGCCGCUUUCUGGCAUCAUAACCAAAAGGUACACAGCCUUGCAUCUGUGGCACCGCAGUUCCUGUUUGCCCGAUUUGCUCUGACGGUGUUUGCUCGUAUUAAAGACUUUAUGCUUAGAGGAGAAUGCCGCCAGAUUGCGGUGGUGCUUCGUGGGAUCGACUCGAGCGGUUCUCCUGCGUGGGUUACCCGGGAAGUUGAAAUGGAUCGUGCACAGCGACUGAGCCGGUACGGUCCUUUGACUUUGCAUAAGAGAGCCAGGCCUCAAUGUUGCGAAUCCCAGCAAGACGACGACCAAAAAAGUCCUGAGGGGGUUCGAAUGUUUGGGUAUGGGUUGGGGGAGCCGGAAGAUUAUACGUCGCGAACCAGGGCAUGGCUUGGGGCUGAUGAGACAAGGUCAAUUUCUGAAAUUUCCUCAGACGGUUCUCUCGACUUGCGCUACUGCUGA
Molecule: messenger RNA, 1188 nt
Organism: Beauveria bassiana ARSEF 2860
Lineage: Eukaryota; Fungi; Ascomycota; Sordariomycetes; Hypocreales; Cordycipitaceae
Exons: 2
Coding region: 1-1188 (395 amino acids)
Source: RefSeq, a predicted model, not a curated record